Menidia menidia (Atlantic silverside) is the source of this 1185-nucleotide messenger RNA. The record is from the annotation of a GenBank genome assembly. Lineage: Eukaryota; Metazoa; Chordata; Actinopteri; Atheriniformes; Atherinopsidae.
CUGGCUCCGAUACUUAUGGCGACCGCCACGUCCAACCACUACAGCGUGCUCACGUCCCCCGGCAGCGCGCCGCCGCCUCACUCGGAGUCCGGGAGCAUGCAGCAGGCGGCCGCGUACAGGGACGCGCACACCCUGCUCCAGAACGACUACGGCACGCUGCCGGGCGGCGGGCACCCGCUCAGCCACGCGCACCAGUGGAUCACGGCGCUGUCCCACGGUGACGGCGGGGCGCCGUGGCCGUCCAGUCCCCUCGGAGAGCAGGACGUGAAGCCCAUACUGCAUGACAGUGACCGAGAAGAGCUGCAGAACUCCAGUAGUCUGCAGCAGCAGCAGCAGCAGCAACAGCGACACCCUCACCUCGCGCACCAGCAGGCGCAUCACGACGCCAGAGCAUGGCGAACCAGCACAGCCACGACGCACAUCUCCGGCAUGGCGACGUCUGAGAGCCAGAGCCUGGUGUACUCCCAGUCCGGCUUCGGUCUGAUGUCCGGGGGAGAGCAGGGAGGAGGGAUGCACCACCACCCCCCCCUGCGGGACGAGGACCACCACAGCCACAGUCCGCACCUCAGCGAGCACGGGGCCGGCCCCGGGGCCCACCAGCACCACCAGCAGCACCAGCAGCACGGGGCCCACCACGACCAGUCGGACGAGGACACGCCGACCUCUGACGAGUUGGAGCAGUUUGCCAAGCAGUUCAAACAGCGGCGAAUCAAGCUGGGCUUCACCCAGGCGGACGUGGGGCUGGCUCUCGGGACGCUCUACGGGAACGUUUUUUCUCAGACCACCAUUUGCAGGUUCGAGGCGCUCCAGCUCAGCUUUAAAAACAUGUGCAAACUCAAGCCGCUGCUGAACAAGUGGCUGGAGGAGGCGGACUCCACCUCGGGGAGCCCCACGAGCUUGGACAAAAUCGCGGCGCAGGGAAGGAAACGGAAAAAGAGGACCUCCAUCGAGGUGGGCGUCAAAGGCGCUCUGGAGAGCCAUUUUCUGAAAUGUCCAAAGCCGGGAGCGGCGGAGAUCAACUCCCUGGCGGACAGCCUGCAGCUGGAGAAGGAGGUGGUGAGGGUCUGGUUCUGCAACCGGCGGCAGAAGGAGAAGAGGAUGACACCCGCUGGGGGACAGAUAGGAGGAGAAGACAUGUACGGGGAUACCCCACCUCACCACGGAGGACAGACUCCUGUGCAGUGA